This is a messenger RNA of Olea europaea var. sylvestris, 471 nucleotides long. RefSeq lists its product as uncharacterized. The transcript has a single exon. NCBI's taxonomy places the organism in Eukaryota, Viridiplantae, Streptophyta, Magnoliopsida, Lamiales, Oleaceae. The coding region runs from base 1 to 471 and encodes 156 amino acids. The record is from RefSeq and is a predicted model, not a curated record.
AUGGGGAAUAGUAUAGGAGGAAGAAAGAAAGCCAAAAUAAUGAAGAUUAAUGGUGAAGUUUUCAAGCUAAGACUACCAGCAGUAACCCAGGAUGUGCUCAAGAACUUUCCUGGCCAUGUGUUAUUGGAACCAGAGGCAGUAAAGAAGUAUGGGAUUAGAGCUGAGCCAUUAGAGCCUGAAGAGGAGUUGAAGGCCAAGAAAAUUUAUUUUCUAGUAAAAUUGCCUAAGCUGAGCGAGGAAAAGGCGCCGAGAAGAUCAAGAUCUGCUGUGCGUAUGAGCCCGAAGGAGUGGAUCGCGUUAAGACAACGGUCAGUUUCUGAGCUUCCUGGGUCGGGGUCUGUUCGGGUGAAGAUGAGGCUAGCGAAGGCUGAAAUAGAAAAGUUGAUAGAAGAGAGCAAAGAUGAAAAAGAAAUGGCUGAGAAAAUUAUUGAUCUAUGUUUGCUGAAUUCAGGCAAAGAGAUCAGAAAAUAA